Molecule: messenger RNA, 1527 nt
Organism: Symbiodinium sp. CCMP2456
Lineage: Eukaryota; Dinophyceae; Suessiales; Symbiodiniaceae
Source: the annotation of a GenBank genome assembly
AUGGUCGAAUAUGAUCGAGCUACGCCACCCCGGCCUGUCGAAGACCGGCACUUGGGCGCGAUUCUCCCUCCCUCAUCCUUGCCAUGCAUGAUGCCGGAUGCAAGCACCGAACAGGGCGAGUUGGCUAGGCGUGGGGGAGACAAGCCUCUCAAUGAAGAGGCAGUGGCGCAGGAGCAGGCUGCGGGUUCGCCUGGGUCAGAAGGUGUGACCAACCGAAAGCUGCUCAGUACCUCUGACAAGCUCGUCCUCUCCGAAGACGAGUGUGUCAGACAUGUUAUAGACUGUGAGCCUGCUCCACGCAUGCGAGACUUUCGACGGCCAUCCCAGGUCUUGCAGAAGCGUCUCUCGACAUUGAGCGAGAUGCGCUUGCACACAAACGAGGACCUGCUCUACAAGGCCACGGGGCUCUUUCAAGUCGGGGCAUCACCAUGUGAGAUCAGCGCACCAAGUUGUACUGCAAUUUGUUGGACAACCGUGACGGUGCCACUGUAUAUGACGAUGGGGCUUGCGCCACCAGGUUGGGCCACUCAUUGCUCGUGGUGUGUCUCCUUUGUUGCCAUCCUGUUUACAUUCGCAUACAUGGCCGUGUGCGUAUACAAGGCCUUUGCAAUCGCAGGCAUUGAACAGUGGGCCUACUUCGUUCUUUUCAUGGAGGUGUCAUCCUUUCUGCUUGUACUCUGCGUGGUGAGCAGGAGUGCGAACUUCCGUAAGUUUAUGCUGGAGAGAAUCCCAGAGGUACAGGAGACGAUAAAUCCCGAGAUGCGGUCCUCCGUAAAGUGGGACGUGCUGCCCGGUUUCAUCUCCCUUGCCGUCUGGAGUCUCUGUCACAUCUUGCGGGUGAAGUUGGCUCCAAAUGAACAGGAAUCGGCUUUGCUGAUGGUGCCCUGCACCCCCGGGUUGUUCCGCGCAGCCUGGGCUUUUGGCCUCCUCCGGGUAAACCGCUUCUUGAUCGGCUUGCUUGAGCGGUUUGGACAGUUGUAUCCCUUCCAGUUGGAGGACUUAGACCUCGCAUAUGAGCGCUGGGCGUGUGUGGUUGCUUUCGCUCGCCAGGCUUCCCACUGGCACAGCAUGAUCUACCUCCACAUGUCGAUGUACUGGUUCCUCAGCCUUUUCCCACUCGUGGCGGCUGUGUUUCUGGAUUCCCAUGAGUCGUUCGGCAUGGAGUGGUUGCUCCCACAUACCCUUGCCAACUUGACAAGCUUUUGUCUCAUAGCGUAUGUCUUCCAACGUGCAGCAGCCGUGCACCAGAAGUGGGACGACAUCGUCGCCUGUGUGAACAGCUUCCAGGGCAUCGUGCCGCAGCAUGCGCGAAGGGAUCAAGAUUUGUUUCUUAACCACAGGGUCAGAAGCGAUAUUGGCAUUUACGCGUGCGGCACUUGUCUAAAGGCUUCUCUUCUCGCAAAACUGGCUUCCCUUCUCGUCACUGCAGGAAGCUUUCUUCUUGCCCGGCUCUUUAGCAUGCCGAUUGAUCAGAAGAUGCAGCUGAGCGAAAAAUGGGAUCAGAUGCUGUCGAACUUCAGCAUCUAG